GACCACCUCCUUAGGUGUAGUAACAUAUCAACCUUCGCUGACAAUCAAAGCCACGGCCACUCAGAGAUCGACAAGAAAUCUUCAAGACACAACAUGUCUCGUCUUUAUGUCCUCCUAUUUCUUAGUUGUAUCCUGUUGGCCCAUUUCGUUGAGGCUAAAAAACGGCGUAGUAAACGUCAAAUUGGAGGCGGAGGUGGGGGAUUUCUUCCGACAGCACAGUGUAGCAAUGAUAAUGACUGUCCAAGAUCUUUUCGAUGUCACCCAACACACCACCUUUGUGAACAAAUUCGGGGUUCGACAAAACAAAAAGGACAAAAGGAAAAAAGUACUUGAUAAAGAGAUAAAAAGUACUUGUACUACUACUUGUACUCUAGCAGCUUCUGGAGUUCUCCGUAAUUAUAAAACUGUCUUGAAUAAUCAAUAAUGACCUAUGAACCUGUCAAUAAACCCUCGAAUGAAUUAAAAAUGCAUUAGUAUUGA
Molecule: messenger RNA, 480 nt
Organism: Actinia tenebrosa (Australian red waratah sea anemone)
Lineage: Eukaryota; Metazoa; Cnidaria; Anthozoa; Actiniaria; Actiniidae
Source: RefSeq, a predicted model, not a curated record